AUGGCGCCGGCAAAUGGGUACUCGGCCCCGGGCGUCGCUUCGUACGACUCCAACACAAUGUCGGUCGGCGACGGCACCUGGGAUUUCGAGAAGAACACUUUCCUGCUGCCUAACCUCGUCGGUCUCAACUUUGAGACGAUGCAGUACAAUGGCAUGGGCAAUCGCUUCUCAACAGUCGCCCAAUACCAUACUCUGGUACUCGCCCAUGGCGUCAUGGCCGCCAUCAUCUUCCUCCUGAUCGUUCCGGUAUCCGUCUUCAUAGCCCGCUUCUACACGGCGAAGCCUGGUUACGCCAUACCCUACCAUGCUCAACUGAACAUCCUUGCCGCGCUUAUGCUUGUUGCCGUCUUCGUCUUGGGCUGGUUUGCGGUUGGCCCCGAACGGAGCUGGACCAACCCGCACCAUGCCAUCGGCCUAGCGAUCUUCAUCUUGUUCCUACUUCAGAUCAUUGGCGGUCGACUUGUGCGCAACAUUCGGGGGCGCUCGAUCCGGAAGAUGUUUCAUCGCUGGAGCGGGAGGCUCAUUGCGCUGCUCGGCAUCAUCCAGGUGGCCCUCGGCCUUACGCUCUACGGCUCGCCCAAGUGGACCUUUAUCAUCUACUCCCUCUGGUUGGCUUUCCUGCUGCUCAUCUACUUCGUCCUCAGUUAUCGUGCCGAAGGCACUGGGCGUGGCCGCGAGACCUACAUCAGCGGCGGCCGCUCCGAGGGCCCAAGCGGCGAGUCGGAGUACUACAGCGAUGUAUACACUGAGAAGUCCAAGGGUAACAAGUGGUUGGCGCCCUUGGCAGCUGGCGCUACCCUCGCAGCACUGCUCGGUCGCAAAAAGUUCAAGGAGAAGGAGAAGGAAGCCAGCCCGGAAAGAUCCAAGUCAAGGAGCCGCAGCCGUGGACCGGAGGUCGUUGGUUCUAGGCGGGGCUCGGCCAGUUAUCUUACCUCCAGAAGGGGCUCGGACACCUACCUCGAAGACGAGAAGUACACCGAAGUGGACUCUCGACGGGAUGGCAAGAAGUCUGGGGGCGGGUUCCUGUCGAAGCUGCUCGGCGUCGGCGCCGCCAUUGGCGCGGGAAAGCUGGUCUCGAACCUCUUCAAACGAAAGGAGAAACAACCACACGACGAAGAAUAUUCCGCCGUAUCGGCAGAGACCCCAGGACGGCGCCCAAGCCGAAGCUACCCUGCCACCAGCGAAUACACGGAUUAUACCGACUGGACCGAGGAUACCCCGCCACCUAGACGUGGGCCACGCGAGGGUUCCAUCCUGCCACCCCCUGGAGGCCCAACAGCCGCAGCCGCAGCUCUGAGUGCUGCCGAACCGCGAACGAACCGGCCUCCGCAUGCGAGAACCCGAUCACAGUAUAGCUUCGAGGAUUCGGAAUAUUCGUCAUACGUCAGCCCUUCAAGACGGAAAGACGAUCCAUCCGCCGGCCCUGCAGGUGGGGCCGGAAAGGGCGUCAUGGCCGGCUUGGGCCUAGGAUGGCUCGCUAAGAAACUGGCCGACCGAAAGUCUAAGCGCGCAGAAGAGCAGAGACUCCGUGACGAAGAAGACAUGAGAUCAGGAAUCACCGGAUCAAGGUACACGGGAGACGGCUUCUCAUCUCCGUCGCAUGACCAGAGAGGGUCUCAUCGUGCCAGUGGACGUCGUCCAAGACCGCCCAUGUCGGCCAUUAGCACUGAAAUCACAGAGAUGACUGGAUCUUCCGAGUUGGAGCCUCGACCCCCCGGCACAGGCUACGGAGGGCCACCAAUGCCACCACUAUCUGCAGGACCCCCACCCCGACCAAGGACACCCGCAGGGUCUGGUGGAUACUCUCAAGCAACCUCAAGGCAUGAUGUUAUCGACCCAGUGAGUAUGCCUCCAAUGCCUCCCGACCCAGCGGGAGUGCUCCACCGCGAGUCGGAAAGCGAAGGCUACAUGUCACCUGGCGGACGACCUCGCCGACGGGACUCAUCUAAACGAAGGAGAGCUGGAGAAGAGGCGGCUGCUGCUGCAGUUGCAUCGGCCAGCGCGCUCGCAGCGGCGGAGGACCGCCGCCGGGCUCACUCCGAGCGCUCGCAGCCUGUGAGCGUCAAGGUCAGAGUCCACGAUGACAAGGAUAGAAAUAUUACACUGCGGAGGUUGACCGAGGAGGAGGCCGCUGCUAGCAGGCGCAGCGAAAGCAAGAGGAGACGUGGCUCACUAAGCAGUUUGUCCGGAAUCGAAGUCGGCAGCGGCCGACGAUACCGCCGCGACUCGAGCCAAAGACGAGCCGAGUCGGCAGCAGAGUACGCUGCCGAGGCUGGAGAUAACCUGCCGCCGCCGAAUCCCGCAUUUGCCGCAGGCAGGAAACCCAAGGACUCGGCGUACUACUCCGGGGGCCCGCCGGUGCAACCGGCGCCCAUGGCCGGUGCGACUGUCUCUAGUAUAGGCAGUGAGAACACUCAUGGUACCUGGAGCCAGAUGAGCCCCUCGCCCAGUGCACCACAGACUAACCCUGUUGGGUCCGCAGCAGCCGAUAACCGUCGGAGAAGGAGACAGGAGCGCAGGCGGAGCAGCGCGAGCCGGCCGACGGGGGUGGACAUGUUCGAUUAA
Colletotrichum graminicola M1.001 is the source of this 2565-nucleotide messenger RNA. RefSeq lists its product as uncharacterized. Bases 1 to 2565 code for a protein of 854 amino acids. The transcript has 2 exons. The record is from RefSeq and is a predicted model, not a curated record. Lineage: Eukaryota; Fungi; Ascomycota; Sordariomycetes; Glomerellales; Glomerellaceae.